ACUACCCGAUCCAUUGAAUUGACCCGGGUGAUGGCCACCAUCAUGUCGCCGCGGCUAAUCCGCCGCACACCUCUCUCCCGCUUCGCGCGCCCGACCAUGGCCUCCACGAUGACCUCCACCCGGGUGUUCGUGUCGCGACUCAGUACCAGCGCCGAGGAAGACGUCAUCUUGACCCAGCAGAUUCCGGCCCCAGGAUCCGGACAUGUGCGCGUUCUGCAACUGAACCGGCCCCAAGCCCGCAAUGCGAUCUCGCGCCACCUGCUCGACACCCUCGCCAAGCAUGUGAGAACUAUCGCCGCGGAGGAAGGCAAUGGACCCACCAGAGCGGUUGUCUUGUCCAGCAACGUUGACGCAGCAUUCUGCGCCGGCGCAGAUCUGAAAGAGCGCGCCAAAAUGACCCACCGCCAAACAGAAGAGUUCCUUAUGGACCUCCGUAACACCUUCAAAGAACUCGCUUCUCUCAAAGUCCCCACCAUCUCCGCCAUUUCCUCCAUGGCCCUGGGCGGCGGACUCGAGCUCGCCCUAUGCACCCACCUUCGCGUUUUCGGCUCGUCCUGCACUGUCGGCCUGCCGGAAACUCGGCUAGCUAUUAUCCCGGGUGCGGGUGGCACUUACCGUCUGCCAGCGCUGAUCGGGCCUACUCGUGCGCGCGAUCUCAUCCUCACCGGGCGCCGGGUACACGGCCCCGAGGCCUAUUUCCUAGGCCUGUGUGAUCGAUUGGUUGAGGUUGUUCCCGAGGAGGGUGCGGAGGAGGGUGUAGCUCGCGAGAAGGUGCUGCGGGAGAGUAUCAAGUUGGCGUUGGAUAUCUGCGAGGGCGGGCCCAUCGCCUUAAAACAGGCCCUUCUGGCUGUUCAGGGAUCUCCCUUGGGUGAAGUGGCCGAGAACCAGGCUUAUGAAGGUGUCAUUGAGACCGAGGAUCGGUACGAGGCGCUGCGCGCCUUUACCGAGAAGCGGAAGCCUGUAUUCCGGGGACGGUAG
This is a messenger RNA of Penicillium cinerascens, 978 nucleotides long. Its product is annotated as putative mitochondrial methylglutaconyl-CoA hydratase (Auh). The record is from RefSeq and is a predicted model, not a curated record. Gene Ontology annotation, biological process: fatty acid beta-oxidation. Bases 31 to 978 code for a protein of 315 amino acids. Gene Ontology annotation, molecular function: enoyl-CoA hydratase activity. The transcript is spliced from 2 exons. Gene Ontology annotation, cellular component: mitochondrion. Lineage: Eukaryota; Fungi; Ascomycota; Eurotiomycetes; Eurotiales; Aspergillaceae.